AUGUCUAGCAAGCAACUUGCCGAUUUACAUUUUAAAAGUAGUCCAUCUCCACUCACAAUGAACACGGAAAGAUCGAAAUACGUGAUAGGAGUAUGUGCAUUAGAUACCAAAGCACGCUCAAAACCUAUGAGAAACAUCUUAAAUUCACUAUUUGCGUUUGGGGAAUUCGAAACGAUUAUUUUUGGCGAUAAAGUUAUACUUGAUGAAGACGUUGAAAACUGGCCUGGUUGUGAUUUUUUCAUUUCAUUCUUUUCCGCAGGGUUUCCUUUGGAUAAAGCCAUACAAUAUGUGAAGUUGCGCAAGCCCUUCUGCGUCAACGAUUUACCCAUGCAAAAAAUCCUAUGGGACAGACGCCUAGUUAUGAGUCUUCUUGAUGCGAUUGGAGUUCCAACACCACAAAGAUUGGUCGCCAGUCGGGAUGGCGGAGCAAAGCUGGAAAAAGAAGUAUCAGAAAAGUUAGCGAAGAGUAUAGGUGUGAAAAUUGACACCCCAUGCGAACCAGCGAAUGUUCAGCUAAUUGAUUAUGAUACUAUUAGCAUAAAUGGACAAUUAUUAAAAAAGCCCUUCGUUGAAAAACCCAUAAGUGGUGAAGACCACAAUAUACACAUUUACUUUUCCAAAGAGAUGGGAGGGGGUGGACGUAGACUUUUCCGCAAAGUCGCGAAUAAAUCGAGUGAAUUUGACAUCAAUUUAGUGGAGCCACGAACAGAAGGCUCAUACAUCUACGAACAAUUCAUGGAUACUGAUAAUGCAGAAGAUGUCAAAGUCUAUACUAUCGGCCCUUCAUUUGCACAUGCCGAGACACGCAAAUCACCAGUAGUAGACGGAAUGGUUCGUCGGAACCAAGAUGGCAAAGAAGUUCGCUAUGUUACUAAUCUUACUCCUGCAGAGAAAAAGAUGGCCAGCGAUAUAUGUCUUGCUUUUGGCCAGACUGUUUGUGGUUUCGACUUGCUCCGCGUCAAUGGCAAAUCUUACAUCAUUGACGUUAAUGGUUGGUCUUUUGUAAAAGGAAACGACGAUUACUAUAACAAUUGUGCACAAAUUCUUCGUUCGAUAUUCUUACAUGCAGUCCGUAAACGUAAGAUAAGUAUCGAUACCAUCCCAAGAGAGUUAAGAUAUGAAAAUUCCUGGAGAUUGAAAUCCUUUGUCUCGGUAUUUCGACAUGCCGAUAGGACUCCGAAGCAAAAAAUGAAAUUUUCUUUCCGAAGUCAGCCGUUUAUAGAAUUGCUCAACGAUGGUACGGAGGAAGUUAUCUUGCGAAAUGAGGAACUGUCUCGUGUUUUAGAUGCGACUAGAAAAGCUAUCGAACUUAAGUCGGAAGAUUCAAACAAACUGUCCCAGUUAGAGAUGGUGUUAGACAAAAAACGUGAUUUACCAGGCACCAAGGUUCAAAUUAAACCAUCUUAUGAUAAAGUCGAUGGCUCAUUUAUUAAAUUACAAUUAAUUGUGAAAUGGGGUGGAGAGUUUACACAUUCCGCUCGAUAUCAAUCACGUGAUCUCGGGGAAAAUUUGCGAAAAGAUUUACUGAUCAUGAAUCGAGGGGUGUUCGAUGAUGUCAAAAUAUAUACUAGCUCGGAAAGACGCGUGAGCGCUACAGCGGAUAUUUUUGCACGAAAAUUUUUAGAUGUAGAUGAAAUCCCAGAAGAGGUAAUUCAGAUUAGAAAAGAAAUGCUUGAUGACAGUAAUGCAGCCAAAGAACAAAUGGAUAGUGUCAAGAGCCAUCUUACUAGUCUCUUAAAACCAGGCGAAUCUUCUCGAGUGGAUUUUGCCUGGCCAAAAGACAUGCCGGAACCCCGUAUAGUUGUCCAAGAAAUUAUAGAUUCACUGAAAUAUAAUCGUAUCAUCAUGAAUCGUAAUUUUGAAACCAUGGACGUUGAAAAAAUCCAAUCUCGGUGGUGUUGCUCCGAAAGUCCUCAGCUAUUUAGGGAACGAUGGGAAAAACUUUUUAGGGACAUUUGCGAUGUUGACCGUCAAAAGUUCGACCCGAGCAAACUUUCAGAACUUUACGAUUCAUUAAAAUACGACGCAUUGCAUAAUCGACAGUUUCUUGAGAAAAUUUUUCAAGAUCCAACGCAUGAGAAUACUUUCCAAGUGAAAAAGUUGUAUCAAAGCUCGAAGAUCCUGUUUGAUUUCGUGGCACCUCAAGAAUAUGGAAUUGAGAAUAAGGAGAAAUUGGAGAUCGGAUUGUUGACAUCAUUACCACUGCUCAAACAAGUUAUUGAGGAUUUGGAGGUAGCGAAGGCGAGUCCAAAUCCGUGUACAAGACUCUAUUUUACUAAAGAUCUUACACAGAUUACUUUUGAAUUGUACGAGCGUAAUCGUAACGUAUCCGGUGACGACAAAGAAUACUCAUUACGCGUGGCUUUCAGUCCGGGUGCUCACAAUCCUAACAUUCUCGACAUCCAACUUGAUGCUAGGCAUUGCCUUAACGUGGCACCGAGGAGGAAUUUGACCGAUCAUUUGCCACUUGAUGAGGCGUUAUCUUAUUACAAGCAAAAGCUUCGUAAUCCACAAACGGCAGCCGUUGAAGAACAAUUACACCUUAUGCACGAAAAUAAUCAUCAUAAUCCACCCUUGACGCAAUAUGACAUUUUGCGUUUAAGCAAAUCGAUUUAG
Ambispora leptoticha is the source of this 2616-nucleotide messenger RNA. NCBI's taxonomy places the organism in Eukaryota, Fungi, Glomeromycota, Glomeromycetes, Archaeosporales, Ambisporaceae. The record is from the annotation of a GenBank genome assembly.